ACACGCGUGGCUGUGAAGCAGCCUGCUGGGUUGUUUGCCGGCCUGUAACAUCCUCACCUGUAGAUAAUCCCGACACGAAGCUGAAGCGCUGACCUGCAACAUGUGUUCAUGGAGCUGUUGUAGGGAAACCUGAUAUUUCAGCUGAUUCACGCCAGCCAGCGGGGGGCGGGAGCGCGCAGGUUGCCAGUCUCGCUCGUGCACGACGACCCAAACACUGGACCACCACCAUCACCGCAGCAGGACGCGCAGCUCACCACCCUCCCCUCGCCCACCCGCACCUGUUUAAACCCCACCUGCCGAGCCCCAGCCCGGCAUGAUGGCGGAUGGAGAAACGCUCGCAGCCGAGGAUCACGGCGGCCCGGCGCUGCGGGACUACCGGCGGCCGACCCGGCUGUACUGCAUGAACGGCGGAUACCACCUGCAGGUCCUGGCCGACGGCUCGGUGUGGGGCCAGAGGGACGAAGGGGACGUUCACACUGUGUUAAAGCUCAAAGCUGUGGCCAGAGGCGUUGUGGUUAUCCUGGGAGCAGCGGCGGAGCGAUACCUGGCCAUGAGUGCUGAGGGCCGUCUGUACGCCUCAGCCACAGUAAACGACGAGUGCUACUUCCUGGAGAAGCUGGAGGAGAACCACUACAACACGUACCAGUCUCAGAAAUACCAGGACAGCAACUGGUACGUCGGCCUGAAGAAAAACGGCAGGACUAAGCUGGGCCCCAGGACCCACAUCGGACAGAAGGCCGUCUUCUUCAUCCCCAGACAGCUGGAGGUCUCCCAGGACUGAAGACAGCGGGGCAUUUAACGCAGGAGCCUCUCCAGUGAGGAGACGUGAGGAAGUGAUGCAGGACCGGCUGACCUCUAGAGCUCGUCUUUAACGUGAAUGAAGCCGCAUCCUUCGCCUUCUUUUGACGACUAACACGUGAGCGGCCUUCCCGAAGUAGCUAUCCAACUAACAGCUAAUGGAAAAACAAAAAAAAACAAAAAACAUUUUAACCCCAGAAUUUGAAUAUCAGAUGAGAGCGCAAUCAAUAAAUCAUGUAUGGCCUGCAUAGAGGGAAGUCCCUCCCUGAGAGUUAUCCAGCAGAAAGUGGUUGACACCCUCAGCAAGGAGGGCCAACCGCAAAACUUCAUUGCGAAAGAAGGGUUAGAGCGUUUUGCGUGAAAAGUUGAGUGGAAGGAAAAAGUGUGACGGGGACUACCAAAGCCUUCAGGCCAGCGGCCUCAAACUCCAGCCUUCGAGGGCUGAUGCGUUUAGAUGCGUCUCUGCUUCAACACACCGGCCCCCAACAUCAGCAGAGCUCUGUAGAGCUUCAUUGCCUGCUAGUGAGCCAGUUUGGCCUCUUGGUUUAGAGCAAGGGUCAUGUUUAAAAGGUCGCAGGACCCUGGCCCUGGAGGAUUGCAGUUUUAGACCACUUGCCUUUCAAGACUCUAAAAGAGAUUUGCAGCCUGUGCACUACAGCUGUAUUUAUCGGCCCUUCUGUUCAGCAGCUCCUGAACCGGGAGCCUUAGCAGAAGCGUCAUUCCAGCGCUCAGGUGAAACGACGACGGUCCAAAGUCCUCUUUUCAGAUGAAAAACUUAUUUAACCUGGAAAUCCCAGUCCCAGAUCCUGGAGGUCUGCAGAGGCACCAAGUCCACGUUGCUUGAAGUCCAGUUUGAUCAGGCUUCCAGUCACUGUAGCAAUCUACCGGGACAUUUUAGGGAACCUCGUGAUUCCCUCUGCUGAUGAGCUAUAUUGAGAUGUCAGUGUGUUUUUACGCAGGAGCCGGCAUCGGCCCAGACUGCUGCUUUAAUGACCCAUCACUGUGUUUGAUUGGCCAACAAACGGACCGGACCUGGACCUCAAUCUACGGAGGGUUUUCAGGAGCAGGAUGAGACAAACCAGACCCAGCAGUGCCGAAAAAGCUGAAGCAAACCUUGUCCUGCUGCAGUAAAUCAUGCAAAAGGAGCCCCAGCCACAUAUUCUGUGAAUUUACUUCUCAGUAGAUCAUGUCUUAAUCUCUCAUGUCUUAAUCUCUUGUAUUAAAAUCCUGCUAACGCUCUCAUGUAAUAUUCUGAUUCUCGUUAGACGUAAGCCAAAAAGCAGGUAACAAUCAAAUACUUGAAUUUUGUGCAUGCAAUACAUGUAUGUAUGGAACUGAUACCUUUUGACUGAUAUUCUGGCUGCUUGGAGAUGUAGCUUUAUGUAAAAAAAA
Molecule: messenger RNA, 2190 nt
Organism: Fundulus heteroclitus (mummichog)
Lineage: Eukaryota; Metazoa; Chordata; Actinopteri; Cyprinodontiformes; Fundulidae
Gene: fgf1a
Product: fibroblast growth factor 1a
Exons: 3
Coding region: 314-781 (155 amino acids)
Biological process (GO): positive regulation of protein phosphorylation; cell differentiation; regulation of cell migration
Cellular component (GO): cytoplasm
Molecular function (GO): fibroblast growth factor receptor binding; growth factor activity
Source: RefSeq, a predicted model, not a curated record